AUGUCUGAUAGCGAGUCAUUCUCCGAGCGUGAGCCCAAUGCGUUUGAUGAGGAGUCAUCGGAAGGUCUCUUUGACUCCGAUGGUGAAGCGGCAGGGCCUGAUGCCGAGGAUGGAAGUGAUACCGAUGUUGAGAUACUCGGUGAAGGGCCCAGCUCCGUUCCAAUACACGACAUCGGAAAGGGGCUAAUGACCGCUCCGGUGCCGUUGUCCAUUGUUUAUAGCAACGGCCGCCAUGUGGGUCUAGGCAUGCCUGGGGAGGCGAGAGCUAGUGCCAGUCAGAGGCCUCCACUUCCGGCCGUGGAGAGUCCGCUGCCGAACCAUCUCUCCGGCCGAGGGUUUCGGUAG
This is a messenger RNA of Prunus armeniaca (apricot), 345 nucleotides long. The record is from the annotation of a GenBank genome assembly. Lineage: Eukaryota; Viridiplantae; Streptophyta; Magnoliopsida; Rosales; Rosaceae.